UGGCUGCAAUGUUCUCCUGAUUGACCGGCCCGCUGAAGGACCGGCAAGCCAAGCCCACUGGUGUGAGCACUGAGAGAGCCUAUAUAAAGCCCAGCAGCGACAUCUCAGCGGGUGUCUGUCACCAGAUCAUCAUCGUCAUCACUCCUCUGCCUCUUUUCGACCUGCAAACUGACUUGGAUUAAUCAUUCUUUUGUGUUAUCAGGAUAGCAUACAGUAGGAGCAGUCAUGUCUCAUGGAUGGGGAUACGGACCAUCUAACGGACCUGAAAAAUGGGUGGAAGGUUUUCCUGUAGCCAACGGGCCCAGACAGUCUCCUAUCAACAUUGUACCCAAGGAGACCCAGUAUGACUCCUCUCUGAGGACUCUGAAAGUCAAGUAUGACCCCUCCAAUGCCAGGGGUAUUCUCAACAACGGACACUCCUUCCAGGUGGAUUUUGUGGACGACACAGACAGUUCCACCCUGACUGGAGGCCCUAUUUCUGGAACAUACCGUUUGAGACAGUUUCAUUUCCACUGGGGAGCCAGUGAUGAUAGAGGCUCCGAGCACACUGUCAACGGCAUCAAGUUCCCUUGUGAGCUUCACCUAGUACACUGGAACACUAAAUACCCUAGCUUUGGAGAGGCAGCCAGCCAGCCUGAUGGACUUGCCGUGGUUGGGGUCUUUCUCAAGAUUGGUGCUGCCAACCCCAGACUUCAGAAAGUUCUGGAUACCUUGGAUGCUAUUAAGACCAAGGGAAAGCAGACGACUUUUGCUAACUUCGACCCGAAGACUCUCCUUCCUGGUUGUCUGGAUUAUUGGACCUAUGAUGGCUCUCUGACCACGCCCCCCCUGUUGGAGAGUGUCACCUGGAUCGUCCUCAAGGAGCCAAUCAGUGUCAGCCCUGCACAAAUGGCCAAGUUCCGCAGCCUCCUCUUCACUGGAGAAGGAGAAGCUCCAAGCUGCAUGGUGGACAACUACCGACCUCCGCAGCCUCUGAAGGGCCGUAAGGUCCGCGCCUCCUUCAAAUAAACCCUGCUUCAUCUUCAUAGCUCCUUUACCCCCUUGCUUUAUCUUCCUUCUUGUUCCCCACAUGCAGUCUUUACUUACCUUAUUUUAGCUUUAACAACAUAAACUUUGGAAAGUAGAAUAAAAAUCCAUCUGCUUACACUUUCUGUGUAAGCAGAUGGUGCUUACACUUUCUGUGACAUAGACUACCAGGAUGUGUUUUGAAAAAAAAAACUUAAAAAAGUUAUUCUUAAGCUUUGACACUAUGUGCACACAUAAAAUGUCUCACUAGCACAGACAAAAGUAGCAUAAAAAAAUUGAUCUACCCCAGCUAACACAGGUACCAAGGGACUACUAACAAUGGGACGGGAAUUCUGGCCCUUUAUCUCCUAAUGUUGUCUGUAAAUUGUUGUGCAUCCCAUAUUCUCUGUCAUGUCUACAAUUAAUAAUCAAAAUUAUUUUCUUAUAUAUAGUGUCUGUUGAUGUGUGACAAGGCAGUCUGCUUUAUCAGAGGCAGUCUAUCCAAAAUAUAAUUUAAAAUAUGUUAAAGGUAGAAGGUAUGUAUGUGUUAUUAUAGGAAAUUUGAAUAAUAAUAAUAAUAAUUUUGAAUAAUUUUAAACAUUUAGCUAAACCCAUCCUUGAUGGAUGUAACCCUAAAUAACAUGCAGGGAUACUAAUCCAAUAAUAAUAAUAAUAAUAAUAAUAAUAAUAAUAAUUUCUGCAUCUUUUUAAAAACGGAAAUAAUAUCCUCUGCCUUAUUUAAAAAUGAAAGCCUUUAUCAAUUUCCUGAAGCUCUUUCUGUGCAUUCUAUUGUGCUGUGAAUUGUACUGCAGACAGUUGCUCAGAUUGUUAAAGCCAUUUUUUUUAUCGAUGCCUCAUUUUGUCAGUUUGAGACAAAAUGAUUAUACCAGCAAUGACAGAGAUUGGAUGUGACAUUUUUCAGUGGUGACUAUACAUUGUGCACUGUGGCUACCACCCAUGAACUGGCGCUUAUGCAAGUAGAUUUUAAGACCUGUGAUAACCUCAUGGUGAUAAUACUACAGUAUGCUGUGAAAGAUCCUACCUAGUAUUGGGUGAUAGAAAAGCCUGAGGCCAUGUCCACAUUAAUGAAUGUAAGUAGAAAAUACUUUUUCUCUGUUGAGCUUCCAUCCACAUGGAGCUUUUUUUUGCAAAAAAACAGCCAGAACCCCACUGACACAUCUGCAUCGCUGUGGACAUGGCUUUAGCUAUCUCAUUCUAUCAGUGGCUGUACAGUACAAGCAUCAUACCAUUAUUAUGAGAACUAUGACGACCAAACUACCUAUCACCACAGUGCAUUAAACAUUGUCUUUAAGACUCUUGUAAGAUGGAGCUGUUAUGUUGGACAGAAGUUAAAGUAUCAGUUUAUGGCUAUACAUUAACACAAGCUUCAGUAUCAACAUAGGUCAGUGAAUUUUUCAUCAAAUUAUUAUACUUUGUCAGCAAUGUCUGUAGUCAUUACUCCAUCUACCUGAACUGAGAUCAGUGACAAGUAUUCAUUAGAGAGCAGAGCAAUGUUAUUUUUUAACUUUUAUAUCAAUGUUAUUUAAAAUGUUUUAAAAAAUCAACUUUCAGUGUGGCUACCAUGAAACAGCUGUAACCAUUUUACGUGUGUCACUUAAAGCUGCUUUCGCAUUACAGAUGGAAAAAUGUUUUGUGCUAUUCUGUCAUGUCAUAA
Molecule: messenger RNA, 2680 nt
Organism: Xiphias gladius (swordfish)
Lineage: Eukaryota; Metazoa; Chordata; Actinopteri; Istiophoriformes; Xiphiidae
Gene: cahz
Product: carbonic anhydrase
Exons: 7
Coding region: 226-1008 (260 amino acids)
Biological process (GO): carbon dioxide transport
Cellular component (GO): cytoplasm
Molecular function (GO): carbonate dehydratase activity; zinc ion binding
Source: RefSeq, a predicted model, not a curated record